CCAAGCGCCUGAGUGUACCGGAGGUGUCGCUGUUGGAACGGCAGAUCAAGCGUGGCCUCCGACCGUUGUGGACCUGCUCACAGUCGUUGCACAGAGAAAGGAUCCGACCCAAGUGCUUCUUGCGAAACCCGCGACCGAUAAUAUAAUCAUGAGGAUACUACCGAUAUUCGCUUUAUUUGCGUGCUUGGUGUGCCAGGCGACUGCGCGGCCACAGGACGAUGGGGAACCUCGAGGCGUUUCUAACAGAGGUGCACUUCUGAAACGAGGUCUGGUGGGAAAACAAAAGACGACUACAACUACACCAGCACAAGAAGAAGUUGAAUACGAAGAUGAGGGAGAUUACCCCGCAGAAGGAGAAGCGCAGGAGCCAUCCACUGAAGCGGCGCCAUCAUCCACGGAAGGCAAGAAGUUAGUCAGUGGGCCUUCCAUUCGGCCUUUCAGAAGUAACACCGACUUAUUAGAAGCACUGAAAAGACGGCGCGCUCAAGCUGCCGGAGUUAAAAGCCAUGGCGGGUCUUCUUCGUCAGUGACACAACAACAGACCGAGACUCAAACAGAAGCUCCGGUUAAAGCCAAUUUCAGCAAAAAGCGUUUCAACACGGCAACGCGGGAAACAAAGGCGGAGGACGCUCCAGCACCGGCUGCAUCUAAACCUAGCAGAGGACGCUUCGGAAGACCAUCUUCAAGGUCAGUCCAGGAAGCGGAACCCGAAGAGCAGAAUGACACCACUUCACCUUCAGUGAGGACCGGAAGGACAUUCUCCAGACGGGGUGGCAACUAAAUGUCUAGCCGCUCAACCACCAAUCCCUCCUAUACAAUCCGUCAUCAGUCCAAACCCCUCCGUGUAAAGAGACCCCCUCAGAGUAAUAUCAAAUCCAUCAGUUAUUUUACUCUAAAACUCAUUAGUUCCGACCAAUUAGAAAAGAUUUUCUAUAUCUACUAUUUGUAAAUUAUGUAUAAGUAAUU
Molecule: messenger RNA, 966 nt
Organism: Pararge aegeria (speckled wood butterfly)
Lineage: Eukaryota; Metazoa; Arthropoda; Insecta; Lepidoptera; Nymphalidae
Exons: 6
Coding region: 149-781 (210 amino acids)
Source: RefSeq, a predicted model, not a curated record